Molecule: messenger RNA, 5474 nt
Organism: Sciurus carolinensis (gray squirrel)
Lineage: Eukaryota; Metazoa; Chordata; Mammalia; Rodentia; Sciuridae
Gene: Nlgn1
Product: neuroligin 1
Exons: 7
Coding region: 966-3497 (843 amino acids)
Biological process (GO): postsynaptic membrane assembly; modulation of chemical synaptic transmission; neuron cell-cell adhesion
Cellular component (GO): cell surface; postsynaptic specialization membrane; synapse
Molecular function (GO): neurexin family protein binding; signaling receptor activity
Source: RefSeq, a predicted model, not a curated record
UUAGGGGAAAACCAGGGUCCUCGGCAUUUUUUUGCGAGCAGUGCACCCAGAAUCCAAAAAGAUUUUUUAAAAAAGAAAGAAAGAAACCACAGUGCUUUCGGUCACCCGAACAAGGCUACGAAAUCGUUCUACUGGACAUCGGCAUUGGGAAUUCAUUUUUGAGGUCAAUUUCCAAUCGAGAUAAAUCUAUUGGAUUAGUAGGAUUAUCUGAUUGCAGCUGAAAGAAGUAACGUUGUUUGAUCAUUUGUAUUUCUUGCCUGAUGGUCGGAUUUACAUGGAGGUGGCUUUGGGUGCCCAGGAUUCUGGAUCGUGAUUGCAUCUGGAAAGAAAAAAAGGAUCAAUCGACACGUUUUGGAAGUGUCCGUGGGUGAAUAAAAAGGAAGGGGGGGGGCGUAAAACUGGGGUUGCGUCUGCUUAAAGAAAAAAAUAAAAAAGAAGAAAAAAAAAAAAGAAGCAUCUUGAAUCCUGAAACAAGAAUUAUCGGGUGCUAGAGAUUCCCAAAAAAGCGUCUAGGAACUGGUAAAUACUUUGACCAUUUCGGCUUGAAUUUGACGGCGAAGUGUUGUAGAAACUGUCUCCUUGAAUUAUUGGAAGGGGACCGGGGGAAGAUGAGGGGGCUCCCUCUGUGGAUCUGUCUUGCUGAGGGAUAUAGACCUGCAGCUAACUGGAUUUGAUUUAUAAGAGGGAAAUCUACAGUCAAUGGCCACUCUCACCAAAUUGCUACAAUGGAAAACAGAAUGGUCAAUAGGAUAUGGUCUGAUAAAUAGUGAUGAUUGAAGAUGCUGCUUCAAUACAUGUGAAAUCAAUGGGAGAUACUUGCUGCAUGAAGAGCAUUCUGAGCUUUUCCCAACCAGCUCACUUUUGAGGAAUUGGAGGCAUAUUCUACCAUUAUUCAGUCCAUCUCGAGUGGAUAUAAAUACGUUUGCCUCACUGUAACCAGACAGCCAGACAACUAAUGUGGGAUCAUGGCACGGCCCAGAUGCAUGUGGCCAGAUUAUGUUUGGAGAGCAGUGAUGGCAGGCUUGGUACACAGGGGAUUGGGCGCCUCGUUGACUCUGUGUAUACUGGGAUGUUUGCUUCAGGCUGCCCAUGUGCUCUCACAAAAAUUGGAUGAUGUGGACCCACUGGUGACUACCAACUUUGGCAAGAUAAGAGGGAUUAAGAAAGAACUCAAUAAUGAAAUUUUGGGGCCUGUUAUUCAGUUUCUUGGAGUUCCAUAUGCAGCUCCACCAACAGGGGAACAUCGUUUUCAGCCUCCAGAACCACCAUCUCCCUGGUCGGAUGUCAGGAAUGCCACCCAGUUUGCUCCUGUGUGUCCCCAGAAUAUCAUUGAUGGCAGAUUGCCAGAAGUCAUGCUUCCUGUGUGGUUUACUAAUAACUUGGAUGUGGUUUCCUCGUAUGUACAAGACCAGAGUGAAGACUGCCUAUAUUUAAACAUAUAUGUCCCAACUGAGGAUGUAAAAAGAAUAUCCAAGGAAUGUGCCAGAAAACCCGGCAAGAAAAUAUGUAGAAAAGGAGAUAUUCGGGACAGUGGAGGUCCCAAGCCAGUGAUGGUGUAUAUCCAUGGUGGCUCAUACAUGGAAGGUACUGGAAACUUAUAUGAUGGGAGCGUGCUGGCAAGCUAUGGCAAUGUGAUCGUCAUCACUGUCAACUAUCGGCUUGGGGUACUUGGUUUCUUGAGUACAGGGGAUCAGGCCGCAAAAGGAAACUAUGGACUUCUUGAUCUCAUACAGGCUUUAAGAUGGACUAGUGAGAACAUUGGAUUCUUUGGUGGUGAUCCCUUAAGAAUCACUGUUUUUGGAUCAGGCGCUGGGGGUUCAUGUGUCAAUCUGCUGACUUUAUCCCAUUAUUCUGAAGGUAACCGUUGGAGCAAUUCAACCAAAGGACUUUUUCAACGAGCAAUAGCUCAAAGUGGAACAGCCCUUUCCAGCUGGGCUGUUAGUUUCCAACCUGCAAAAUACGCUAGAAUGUUGGCCACAAAAGUUGGUUGCAAUGUUUCAGAUACAGUAGAGUUAGUGGAAUGCCUCCAGAAGAAGCCUUACAAAGAACUUGUCGAUCAAGAUAUUCAGCCUGCCAGAUACCACAUAGCCUUUGGACCUGUGAUAGAUGGUGAUGUCAUACCAGAUGACCCUCAGAUAUUGAUGGAGCAAGGAGAGUUUCUCAACUAUGAUAUAAUGUUAGGAGUUAACCAAGGGGAAGGGUUAAAAUUUGUUGAAAAUAUAGUAGAUAGUGAUGAUGGUAUAUCAGCUAGCGACUUUGACUUUGCCGUUUCCAAUUUUGUUGACAAUUUAUACGGCUAUCCUGAAGGCAAAGAUGUUUUAAGAGAGACCAUUAAAUUCAUGUACACUGACUGGGCUGAUCGGCAUAACCCUGAAACCAGAAGGAAGACACUGUUGGCAUUGUUUACCGACCAUCAGUGGGUGGCACCAGCUGUCGCCACAGCAGACCUUCACUCAAACUUUGGUUCACCUACAUACUUCUACGCCUUUUACCAUCAUUGCCAAACAGAUCAGGUUCCAGCCUGGGCUGAUGCAGCCCAUGGAGAUGAGGUUCCCUAUGUAUUGGGAAUCCCCAUGAUUGGCCCCACAGAGUUAUUUCCUUGCAAUUUCUCCAAAAAUGAUGUGAUGCUGAGUGCAGUCGUAAUGACAUACUGGACAAACUUUGCUAAAACUGGUGACCCCAAUCAACCAGUCCCUCAAGACACAAAAUUUAUCCAUACCAAACCCAACCGAUUUGAAGAAGUAGCAUGGACCAGAUAUUCCCAGAAAGAUCAACUUUAUCUCCAUAUUGGAUUAAAACCAAGAGUUAAAGAGCAUUACAGGGCCAAUAAGGUGAACCUCUGGUUGGAGCUGGUACCUCAUCUGCAUAAUCUCAAUGACAUUUCUCAGUAUACCUCGACAACAACUAAAGUGCCAUCAACUGACAUCACUCUCAGACCUACGAGAAAAAAUUCUGUUCCUGUCACAUCAGCCUUUCCCACUGCCAAGCAGGAUGAUCCCAAACAACAACCAAGUCCAUUUUCAGUGGAUCAAAGGGACUACUCAACAGAGCUGAGCGUCACUAUUGCAGUCGGAGCAUCACUGUUGUUUCUGAACAUCUUGGCCUUUGCAGCCCUGUACUACAAAAAGGAUAAGAGGAGACAUGAUGUCCACAGAAGGUGCAGCCCUCAGCGUACUACCACCAACGAUCUGACCCAUGCACAAGAAGAGGAAAUCAUGUCCCUCCAAAUGAAGCACACUGAUUUGGAUCAUGAAUGUGAGUCCAUCCAUCCACAUGAGGUGGUUCUUCGGACCGCCUGCCCCCCAGAUUACACACUAGCUAUGAGAAGGUCCCCGGAUGAUGUUCCCUUAAUGACACCCAACACCAUUACAAUGAUUCCCAACACUAUACCAGGAAUUCAACCCUUACACACAUUCAAUACAUUUACUGGAGGACAGAACAAUACUCUGCCCCACCCCCACCCCCACCCCCAUUCACAUUCAACAACCAGGGUAUAGCCAGAUAAGAGAAACAAACUAUUUUUUUUUUGAUGGAUUGCAGUAAAAAAAUUACUGAAGAUUCCUUGGCUUUCAACCUACAAGACUCUCAUUAUUUAAAUAAGGAGGAAUAUUAUGUGAAUAUACAUAUCAAGAACUUUGGGGGUUUUGAAAAAAAUGAAUUGUAUAUAUAUACACAAAUCAACUCUAAAAACAAAUUUCAAUUGCUUGAAGCAAUUGUUCUGAAUGAUACUUUUUCAUUCACAUUCAAGAAUUAAUUUUUUGAAGAUUUAAGUUGCAUAAUGGAAUUAGGCAUGUGGAACACCAAACAGGAAAGAACUAUGUCCGAAAUAUAAAAAAAUUUAAAAACAACUAUGAAUAUGCACAAGGGACACACCAAUGGAAUGUCAGAUAAUUUUCACCAGUUUUUAUUUGGAGCUGUUUUAUUGUGUAGACCAUAUUUACAUAUUUGGAUAAGUACACAAAGCACCAAUGCUGUUAAUGGCCUUAGCAGAGGCUCAUGCUGAAAUUUGCCAGUAAAACAAAGGAGUUUAAAGACUGGCAGGUACAACAUUAUCACAUAAGUGCUGUCAGUAUAAAGUUGUGGGGAUAAAGGAAACUGGAUAUUUUUAGCACGAUGUGCAUGAUAAUUUAUAUGCUUGGUGGCUGUGCUGCUGAUUAAGCCGUAAUUAAAAUUCUUCUCAUCCCAUUGGAGUUUUUAAUAGAAGCUUCCUCCAUCAAUUGGCAGAACCUAAAGAAGAUUUUAAGGGGCAAAAGUAAUUACAGUAAAAUAAUUCACAGUAGCUUCAAUAAUAGAAGGAAUUAGCUAUUAAAGGUAUUUGAAGAAAUAUAGGUAUAGUGGUGAAUACUCGCUGAUAUGAAUCCCAGAGAAAAAUUUCCUGUGUUUUUAAUGUUCUUUUCAUUCCCAUCUAAACGAUUUAUAGAAAUAUAGCCCUAAUUGGACAUGUGUUACCAGCUCUAUAAUUUGCUGUGGUUUUUGUUACUCUGUAUUUUGUUCCUUUUGGUAAGGUGAAGUGUGUCCAAAGAGUUGUUUGAAACAGUCUUUCAUGAUAUGAAGAUGCCCCGAUAUUACCACUCUGAUGACAGUUCUCAGUUAAUUGAUUUACUCAUGUUGCAUGGCAAAAUGUUUACCAACAAUAAUUCAAUAUAAAGUUAUGUCCCUCUUCACAUCACUUAUCUUUCUUACUGAGGUUCAUUCACUGGAAUUUACUCACGCAAUCUCAGUAGAGUGCGACAUAGAUAAAGAACCUAGGAGAGUUAACACCUGGAGGAUUUUAGUCUUACACAUGUGUGUGAUUUUAAAUGAAUAUUCUAAGAUCACAGGAAACUCUUCAUUCCCCUGUUUACCAGUAAUAUCAGUAUAUCACUGACCUUUCCAAAUGUUUGUAUAUGUAAUCUGAUGUACAUUUAUAUUAAAACAAUGAGAUGGACUUAAAGAGCACAUCCUGAUAAAUACUUUCUCUCUUACCUGUACUAUAUUUCUAUUAGACUAAAGUUAUGUGAUUUUUUUUUACAUUUUUUCAGAUGACUAGCAAUUUUGAUAGUUUGUAAGAUAAUGCAAAGAACUUUCUCUGACAAACUAACUGCAGUAACAGAAACCUUUCUUUUCAGUUACUCUUUUUCAAGAAUGAAAGCUUAUUAUACAAAAGAAAAAAUUGUAUACUACUUGAUGGAAACAACUUUGUACAUCUUGGCCAUGUCACUGGUCAUUGCGUGAAAUAAAGAUAAUCUGGAUAAUGACUAUUAGUCAAAUGCUAAGAGACAUGAUCUUUGCUCAUUAAAGAGCUAAAAUGUUUAUUGCUGUUUUGUCUUUUUUUACAAAACAAAAACAAGAGAAACAUGACUGUCUCAAAGGGUCAUUUUUCUAGACCAGUCAGGUUUUUGAAGACAUAUAGGUAACUUCUACAGAAAACAUAAUCACGUGUCUAAAGUCAAUUCUUGUCUAAGAUUGAAACUUUAACAUUAUGAAUUUAUAAG